This is a messenger RNA of Cotesia glomerata, 1103 nucleotides long. RefSeq names its product nitric oxide synthase-interacting protein homolog. The transcript is spliced from 4 exons. The record is from RefSeq and is a predicted model, not a curated record. Gene Ontology annotation, cellular component: nucleus. The coding region runs from base 137 to 1000 and encodes 287 amino acids. NCBI's taxonomy places the organism in Eukaryota, Metazoa, Arthropoda, Insecta, Hymenoptera, Braconidae. Gene Ontology annotation, molecular function: ubiquitin protein ligase activity.
GGUUUAUUUACCUCAGUUGUCUUAUGAGGUGUGUUGUCAACAGUUUAUAUUAGUUAUUUAUUGUUUCAUUUAAUAAUAGUUGUAUUUAUAUUUAAUUAGUUUAUUUUAGUAUCAAGAAUUGGACAAAUAGUUAAAAAUGACAAGACACGCGAGAAAUUGUACAGCAGGAGCGGUUUACACUUAUCAUGAAAAGAAAAAAGAUGCUGCUGCAUCAGGUUACGGUACUAAUAGCAACAGAAUUGGCAAAGAUUCAGUAAAGGGUUUUGAUUGUUGCUGUUUGACACUUCAGCCAUGUAGGAAUCCUGUUAUAACGCCAGAUGGGUAUUUAUUCGACAAAGAAGCUAUUUUGGAGUACAUAUUAUCAAAAAAACGAGAGUACAGUCGAAAAUUUAAAGAAUACGAGGCCCAGAAGCGUAAAGAAGAAAACAAUGUUCAAGAAAAAACAGUUAAUGAAGAGUUAAAAAAAUUGGAAAGUUUUUUGAAAUGCGAAAAAAGUAUUGUAGCUUCUGGAAGUCAAAAUAGUUCAGAAUCGUCGGUUUCCAAUAUGGCCAAUGGAAGAGACAAAAUGUUACCCAGUUUUUGGAUCCCUUCUAAAACUCCCGAAGCCAAAGCCGCUGCUUUGAAGAAGCCAGAUAAAAAUAUUUACUGUCCUGUCAGCGGAAAUGUUCUCAAGCUGAAGAAUCUUAUUCCUAUUAAAUUUACAGAAGUUAAAGAUCCAGACGACAAAAAAGCUUUAAUUGUUAAAGAAGCUAGGUACAUGUGUCCGAUAACUCAUGAUAUUCUGGGCAACAGCGUUCCUUGUGCAGUUAUUAAGACAACCGGAGAUGUCGUGACAAUGGAAUGCGUUGAAAAACUCAUUAAAAAAGACUGGAUUAAUCCUCUAGAUAGUUCAAAAAUAUCUGAGUCAGAUAUUAUUACUCUUCAAAGGGGUGGAACAGGAUACGCCGCAGUCAAUGACAAUCUAGAAGGGAAACACGAACGACCAGUCUUACAAGCGUGAAUUGAUUUAUUACCUUCACUCUUAAGCUAUAAAACAAAUAAAUAAAUAAAUACAAAAAAAAAAUUAUAAUAAUAAAAAUAAAUCGAUUUAUUUCACAACAAAA